This is a messenger RNA of Penicillium verrucosum, 873 nucleotides long. Its product is annotated as nicotinate-nicotinamide nucleotide adenylyltransferase. Lineage: Eukaryota; Fungi; Ascomycota; Eurotiomycetes; Eurotiales; Aspergillaceae. The coding region runs from base 1 to 873 and encodes 290 amino acids. The transcript has a single exon. Gene Ontology annotation, molecular function: nicotinamide-nucleotide adenylyltransferase activity; ATP hydrolysis activity. Gene Ontology annotation, cellular component: cytoplasm; nucleus. The record is from RefSeq and is a predicted model, not a curated record.
AUGUCCUCGUUCCAAGCCCUCAAAACCCAGUAUGGGUUAUUACUGAAACAAUUUCUGAACUCGAACAAAGACUUCGAGGUUCUAACAACCAUCCCACCCGACCACUCCGCAGAAUCAGAGACACUCUAUGUCUUGGACUCAUCCUUCAAUCCCCCCACCCGCGCCCACCUCCGCAUUGUGAGCACGGCACUUAUAGAAAAUCCCCGGCCCCGCCCUCGCGUCCUCCUCCUUCUCGCUACUCAGAAUGCAGACAAACCAUCCAAGCCGGCCUCCUUCGAGGAUCGACUCGUGAUGAUGGAGCUAUUCGCUCGGGAUCUCCGCGCCCACCUCGCAUCAGCACCGGCCUUCGCCGCUUCAGGCGUCAUAAAUGCUGUGGAGACUCUCCCGUUGAUCGACAUCGGCGUCACUAAAAUGCCGUAUUUCGUCGACAAGGCAACUGCCAUCGAGGCAUCGGAUUCUUACCCAGUGCCGCUGGAGCAGGUCCAUCUUACGGGUUACGACACUUUGAUCCGGAUAUUCGAUUCCAAGUAUUAUGCGCCCGAACAUACCUUGAAACCCCUGGAACCUUUUCUGUCAAAGCACCGCCUGCGCGUGACUAUGAGGCCAAGUGAUGAGUGGGGUGGAAUAGAGGAGCAGUUGGAAUAUGUCGCGGCUCUUGCUAGAGGUGACCGAGAUGGCGAGGGCGCGCGUAGGGAAUGGGCCGAGCGGAUUCAACUUGUCGAGAGUCGUCUCCCUACCGACCGGCCCGUGAGUUCAACCAGAGCCCGCGAGGCAUUGCAAUCGGCUCCUCAGGACCUGAACUGGCUGGUCCCUGAACAGGUGCGGCAGUUCGUGCUGUCUGAGCGCCCGUAUUCUGGAAACUCUAGAAUGUAG